CGUUUAUCCAAGCCCAUCAAUGGGUGCUACCGUGUCAACGAAACUGCGAAGCGGAAACCGAGCAAACGGUGAUGGUGAGACUUCACGUGCGUUUGGCAGCUCAUCUUUGCCGAUGGAUUUUCGCUGCGCCGCUGUGUCUGGCGAUUACAAGACUUAACCCAGCCCUACCAGUGCUGAUGCGCAAAGCAUUUUCUUUGAUGGUGGCGGCGGCACUUUCAGUAAGACAAGGAAUGCGACGUUUGAUGCAGCUGAUUUACGUAUUAUAUAUAAUAAUAAAGCAGCGCAUUACGCAUUUACAUAUUCCUACUAGUGGUACACAUCAUUGGCAACAGUCGGCUAUAUUACUAGGGGCAACAAACGAUCUAGAACUUCUGUGGUACAAUCAUCAAUUACAGCAGUGGCAUCGGACGACCCCGAAAGAAGAAGUAGGAAGAAUGAGCCUUGCACUUUUUGUAGCAAAAUGUUUUCAAGAGAGCGGGAUCAUGGACGACAUGGAGACACUUCGUGAGAGCCAUGUAGAAAGACAAGACUAGUGUGUACGUGUAGCCUGAAGUGAGCACAUUGCAAAGGGGAAUGUCAGUGAGGUUGCAAUCCGAAUGCCUCGGGAGACGACA
Zychaea mexicana is the source of this 614-nucleotide messenger RNA. RefSeq lists its product as uncharacterized. The record is from RefSeq and is a predicted model, not a curated record. The coding region runs from base 72 to 533 and encodes 153 amino acids. The transcript has a single exon. NCBI's taxonomy places the organism in Eukaryota, Fungi, Mucoromycota, Mucoromycetes, Mucorales, Lichtheimiaceae.